AUGGCGAGCUCUAGCAAUAAGACUGUCAACAAUUACAAGGAAUAUUACGAUCUAACUGAACAACAACGCAAAGCUUACGUUCUACUUCUCUCCGGCUGCCCGAAGGGUAUUGAAUUUCUAUUCAGCAGUAAUUUCAACACGACCAUGAAUGCCAUAGCUUUCGAUGCCAAGAUCACAACCAAGUUUGGUGUUCAUAUUGAACGUGCCAUCGAGGAGUUCCGCCGUUUCAUUGCCUUGAAAUUCUUUUUCAAAAACACGGAGUCACAACUUCUGAGCCCCACCACUCUGAUCGAGAGCCUCUGGCAGAGUGCUGUAUUGCACACCCAAUUCUACGCCAAACUGCAAACAGCACUUCGUCAAAGAAUUCACCAUCGACCAGUCGGCGUUGGCGACAUGGAAACCGCUGCAAGAUCAAAGAGCAUGGCCACUACACAAGUGCUGUUCAGAAAUUAUUUCAGGGAGGAGUGUCUUGCAAAGUCCAUGCGAAUGGACAAGUUCGGGAAAUCAAUUGUAUUCGAAUGCUACGAUGACAAAGGUCGGACCAAGAAUAUUCGUACAACCACUAGCACCACAGUUCUAGAUUUUCUGCAAACGGCGGUGUCACCUUUGAAAUUGUCGGGUGCAAAACUUCACCAUGAAUACGAAGUGUUGGAGCUUGACCGCACACUAGGCGAAUGCGGAAUCAAGAACAAGGCUUAUGUAUAUGUCACUGUGGAUGAAUCGUUCGACUGA
Molecule: messenger RNA, 732 nt
Organism: Glarea lozoyensis ATCC 20868
Lineage: Eukaryota; Fungi; Ascomycota; Leotiomycetes; Helotiales; Helotiaceae
Exons: 2
Coding region: 1-732 (243 amino acids)
Source: RefSeq, a predicted model, not a curated record